AUAUAACCUGUAUAUAUCACGAGCGAUGGCGAUGUCACACUACGUAAGGUUAAUCCCGACCGAUUCGAUGCGUGACUUACAUCGUAGAACAAUAUUAUUUGACUGGCAAAUCUCAUUAUGUCCUCGACAGCUAAAAUGGAUAUUUCUAAAUCUACAUUGCUGUUUGAUAUCAUAAACAUUUUGUCAUCCUUGCAGAUGCAAUAAUUAUACUGUACGAUGAAGACCAAGUCUUGGUCAUGUCAACGCUUAUUGAAAUUAACGACAGUUUAUAUUCGUUUGACGAGGACACUCGUGUUCCCGAUACAAUCGAGCGAAUUGAGGAAUCGAAAGUCACGUAUAAUGAUUUCUUCUCGAAAUAUCUAAUAUGUAAUAAACCAUGUAUUAUUAAUUCCCGAGCAACUGAAAAUUGGCCGUGCAGACGCGACUGGGUUUUGAACGGUGCACCGAAUUUUGAAGUACUUUGUACAUUGUUCGGAGAUACCGUUGUCCCGGUUGCCGAUUGUAAUAGAAAAUUUUACAACUCGCAAUUCAAAGAUGACAUGCCCAUGAAAAGUUAUUUGAAAUAUUGGAUUGAUUAUAAGCAAAACAGUUAUGCGAAAUCGAUGCCGUUAUUAUAUCUAAAAGAUUGGCACUGCGUGAAAAAUUUUCCCGAUAUUCCGAUUUAUGAAGUACCUCGGUAUUUUGUAUCCGAUUGGUUAAACGAAUAUUAUAUCGCUCAUCCUAAACUAAAUGAUGAUUAUAUGUUUAUAUAUAUGGGGCCAAAAGAAACAUGGACUCCUUUACAUGCAGAUGUUUUUACAUCAUAUAGCUGGUCUGCAAAUAUAGUUGGAAGAAAGAGAUGGCUAAUUUUUCCUCCGCAUGAGGAAGAUCAUCUUCGUGAUCUUUAUGGACAAUUAGCAUAUGAUGCAGUUUCGGAGGAUCUUAAUGAUCAUACAAAAUACAAAACAUAUGAUAGUAAAAAGUUGAAAUGUUUUGAUAUAAUUCAAGAAGCAGGAGAGAUUAUAUUUGUACCAUCAGGGUGGCAUCAUCAAGUUUGGAAUUUGGAAGAUACAAUUUCCAUUAAUCAUAAUUGGAUUAAUGGUUGCAAUAUAGGCAAUGUAUGGCAUGCAUUAAAAAAGGAGUUAAGAUCUGUUAUGAAAGAAGUCGAUGAUUGCAAGGACAUGAAGAAUUGGAAUGAACAUUGCCAAUUGAUGCUUAAGACCUCUUACGGCAUGGAUUAUAAACAAUUCUUUGAGUUUAUAUCAUUUAUUGCUAAGAAUCGUUUACAUGCUAUAUUAAAGAAAGAUCAAGUUAUCAGUUUUCGCAAAUAUUUUUUUGGAUAUAAUCAUUGUUUAUUUGAUUUGCGAGUACUGAAAAAUGUAUUGGACGAUAUUAUCACAGACGCGCAAGAUCUGUCUGUGUACAAUUUGAUGUGUGAAAAUGAUGAAGCACGGCUUUUAUUAAAAACUAUUACUUCAUUUCUCAAAUCAUCUUGUAACAUCGAAAAUGUAACUUUUCCAUGAUCGCGCAAAACAAAAUUCAAUGGUUAACAAAUUAAACAAAUUUGUUAACAGAGGCAAAUUGUGAUUUUUGUUUUCAUAUAUAGCACUUUUACUUGGUUAUGAAAAACCAUGUCAUAUUCUUGUGUCUAAAAUUUUAUAAAUUUCCUCCCUUAACUUUAUUUAAAUUUUCUCUUAGAAGAUAACAUUUUGCAGGAUCAUAUUUUAAGAUUAUCUUUGUACAAUAAGCAAGUUACAUUAGACACAUUAUCUAUUUAUCCAUAAAUAAAAUGCAUCAGAGAAGAUGAAAAAAGUCCUCAAUUUUUUGAAAAAAUUAUUAAUAUUUUUGCUAUAUGAAACAUAUAGCAAAAAACAAUGAUCUUAUAUUCUAUGAUGUAUAUAUGAUAAAUAGAAACUCUAGAAGCUCUGGUGUAUUUUCAUAUGUGAGCGAAAUUAUCUCUUAUCUAAAGUAUAAUUAAACAAAAAUAUUUUUUUCCUUACUUGAAUAUAUAUACUACACAUUCUCUACAUUUAUUUAUAAAGAUUUACAAUAAAAAAUUCCUAUUUGAAUUCUCUCUGCUAAGCUAUAAGUGCAUCCUAAUCAUGGAUACAUCAUCCCUGCUGCUUGUAAAACAAUAGUAUCUUGCAAAACAUAACUUAUAUUUAGCUUUCACGCGUAUUGUCUUAUUCACUAUCAAUUAUAUAAGCAUAAAUAUUCUUAUAUAUAUAUUUUUUUAUAUAUGUUAAAAUAAUUGUACAUGCGCAUGGACAUAUAUGCACUUAUAUGUAUUUGUGUAUGUAUGUGUACAGACCCAAAUAUAUACCCAUUCGGCAUAUAAUAUUUCUGAUACAUUGCUGCAAUGUAUGAAAUAUUGCAGCAAUAUGUCAGAAAGUAUCAAAUGUUACAUGCCGGGUGGGUAGCAUACAUGUACAUUGGCAUAUAUAUUUGCAAUAAAAAAUAUAUAAAAUUUAUAAGAUGCAAGUAUAAAUUUUUCUUCAAAAAGUGCCUGAUGUGAUUGAAACUAGACAUAUUUUUCUAAUCAAAUUGUUUAGUAAUGUAUAUAUGUGUGUAUAUAUAUAAUUUUUUUUCCCGAUGUAUUAUUUACGAGUGUGCGUCUAGAGAGCCCUGUUAUUCCAUGUGUACCCCAUAUCUAAGUUUGCAUCCUGUUUUUUUUUUCUUUUUAUGUAAUCUAUUCUUUCGAUAUAUACUAUAUCUAAUACAGAUAUGCUUGAUAUGGAAAGGAUUGCAAAAAUUCAUCUCAUAUCUUUAACAUAAGUAUUCUGUCACUUUUUAGUUUGUAAAAUCUUUCUAAAAAAUCUUUACAGUGGAAUAAGUUAAAUGUAAAAAAAGAAAAGAAGAUAAAUAAUACAAGAAACUAUAGAAAGAGAAUGUUAAGUAUAUCUCUUUUAUAUAAUAUCCGUGUAUACAUAUUGAUCCAUAAAAAAUAUGUACUUUUUCUUGCAGAGAGUUUAAUUUAUACAUUCCUUUCCUCACUGAUUUGUAGCUACUUACAAACUGAUAUAAAAUAUUGCACCAACAAAGAGCUAUUUAAAAUGAGAUACACAGUUAGCUCUUUUUUCCAUGAUCCCUGAUACUAAAGAAGAAGAUUGUCAUGGUUAAAAAUAUGAUAACUUUUUCGCUCACACUUUUCUGAUAAAAAAUUUUCUCCGCGAUUACACAAGUAAGCAGAUACAGACGAUUACAAACAAUACAUACAUUCUAUCAUUUACAUACAUUCGCAUAUAUACACAUUUACCUCUCUGUACACACAAUAAACACACAUAUUUAUUCUCGUAAAUUUUUCUGAUAUAUCCAAUAGUAUCAAUUUUCAUCUUGCAUAGCAAGUAUAUCUAAUAUUUAGGAAGCAUCACACAUAUCACAAAGUCUAACACAUUGAUCAAUAACAAUUAACCACUACUGCAAAGUUUAGACUUUCUGCAAUGUGUGCUUAUGUAUUUGUCAUAUAAGUAUUUGCAUAAGUAAAUCUUUUAUAUCGCUAUUUGAAUUGUAUAUGUACCUCAGUGUAUUUUUUUAUAAUUUUAAUUUUAGCGUUUAUUAACAAAGUAAACAAUGAAAUCUUAUUCUCCUGUCUUAAAGAGAAAAAAGGCCGAAUAAUCAAUGAUCAAUUAUCGAUGAAAAAAUGUCUACAAGAUCAUUUUAAAAUGUAAAUGAUAUUCACAUCGUGGGGUUUUAUCAUCAACACAUAAAGUGUCGCUAGUUAUAAAAUAACGUUUAUAUAGAUUGUUCCUCUAUAUAUUACGUUUGUUUAAUUUUUCUCUGAAUAUAUAACCACCUAACAUUUUUUUCAUUUUUACAUCUUAUCUUUC
Cataglyphis hispanica is the source of this 3806-nucleotide messenger RNA. RefSeq names its product 2-oxoglutarate and iron-dependent oxygenase JMJD4 (gene JMJD4). The coding region runs from base 237 to 1502 and encodes 421 amino acids. Gene Ontology annotation, molecular function: sequence-specific DNA binding; histone H4R3 demethylase activity. The record is from RefSeq and is a predicted model, not a curated record. NCBI's taxonomy places the organism in Eukaryota, Metazoa, Arthropoda, Insecta, Hymenoptera, Formicidae. The transcript is spliced from 4 exons. Gene Ontology annotation, biological process: negative regulation of gene expression; protein hydroxylation; positive regulation of translational termination. Gene Ontology annotation, cellular component: cytoplasm; nucleus.